UGUGAAACGAUGGCGCGUGAAUAAACCACAGACGGGUGCCAUAGUGCCGUUCAUUGAUUGCGCUUGUCCGGUGCCAUAUUCCUUGCUCCAGAGUGCGGCGUUUAUUGCGCAAAAUCCAAUCACUAGCGUUUCGCCAUUUUUGUUGACCAUUCAGUAGUUUCCGCGAAAACGGUUAUAAGGCAGCCUGUCCGGCAAAAGUGAUCACGCUCGUUACCUAAAUAUCGAUUCAUCUCGAUUCAGAUCCAGAAUCGCGAUUAGAUUCAUAGAAUAAACGAUAGAGUUCUUACCGUUCCUUCUUUUUCUCUGUACUCGUUACUUUCUCAAUUUAUGUAUGUAUAAUGUACAUAUAUAUAACUGUACUUUGAACGUUCCUACGAAUUUUGUGAUAGAAUUACGCAUCGACAACACGUCAGUGUCAGGAAAAAUAGGCCGUUGAGAGUUUACAGUACUUAGCACCGGGGAAAAUAAAAAAAGAAUGAGCAGGAUGCCACAACGCGUGAAAAGUGCGUCCAACGUAAACAAAACGCAGAUCAAGGAAGAAGCUUCCACAUCGUCCGUUCUUGCUGGGAAUUCUAGCGAUGAUGAUCCGAACGUAGCAGAAGUAUAAAAUAAAAGAAUUUAGGAAUCACUUAAUUAUCAAGUUUUUUAAAUAAUUAGAAUUGUUUGUAUAAAAUACAAUUAUUAUUUCACUAUUAUGCGAAUCAAAAAAUCAAAUGUAACUGGAUAUUUACAUAACUGUUUCGUAGUAAUAUACAUAUAAUAACAUAUACAAUGACUGCAAAAGGUAUUUGAACACGACUGUAUUUAUCGUAACAAUCACAUAUUAAUUAAGUAGAUCUAAGUUGUACUAUCGAAUAAAGGCGGGCCAAAAUUAAUUCACCACGGUUACAUGUAUACAUUGCACAAGAAGCAACCGUACAAUAUCCGAUGGAGAUGUGUUCGCAGAACUAUGCAUUGUAGAGGCAGUCUUAUCACUACCACGAGUUGGACGAAGCCAAGGGUGCGUAUGGAGCACAAUCAUAAGCCAGACUUCGCGGCCGCUCAGAUUGCCAGGAAACGAUACUUGGCUCUUGGCAAACCUAGCGUGUUAACAAACGUAGAAGGAAAUACUGUCAAGUCUAUGAACGUACCACAACGAGUGCUUCACAAGGAGAAUAAUGUACUAGAACAGAAAGGUAGGAGACCGAAGACGCGAGCUACAGCCAGGAAAAUACUACAAUCACCUCAGACCAAUUCAACAGGCAAGACUAUAAGAAUAGCAGCGCAGUCCUUGGUAAGAUCUCAUAUUAGAAAUAUUGCACCAGCACCUAUAUCAGAGCAACAACAGCAACAGCAGCAACGACAACCAAAGACUCUUGUGUUAAAAACAAUACCCUUAAAAGUAAAGCAGGUUGCACCUACGACCAUUAAAAUGCCACCCCGACAGAUAAAUCAGGGAGUGCCUCAUAAUAUCGUACACCAACAGCCUACAGAGGUUUGUUUAAGAUGGAACAGUUAUCACAGCAACAUGCAGAACAGUUUCCCAUCUUUAUUGGAUUCUGAACAGUUCGUCGAUGUCACCCUGGCCUGCGAAGGCCGCUCGUUGAAAUGUCAUAAAAUGAUACUGUCAGCAUGCAGUGAUUAUCUCGCUGAUCUAUUACGCGAAAACCCAUGUCAGCAUCCAAUCAUUUUAAUGAAGGAUCUUAAAUUUUGGGAGGUAGAAGCACUAGUCAAAUUCAUGUACCGCGGAGAAGUAAACGUCGCCCACGAUAAACUGCCACAAUUGUUGAACGCAGCUGAGGCUUUACAAGUAAAAGGAUUAGCCGGUCCAAAUCCUUCUUCACGGAAUCCAAAGCCACCUUUACUUAUUCCGCAAUCGAAACCGGUAGUAUCUCAACAAGUUCCUCGAGGCGCUUCAGAGACCAAAGAGAAACCUUCCACUUCUGGAGUUUCUACGCCUUCUAGUCCUAAACGCGCGCAAAAACGACAACACUCGGAACCAAUCGAGCCAAAACCCUUUACAAAGAUACGCUUACAACGACCUGUUACACCGUCACAGAUUACUACGGUUAAGUUGGAACCCCUAGAUAUCCCUCUCAGUCCUACGGAAAUGUUCCCCGAAAAUAACGAGGACAGUUCAACUCCGUCGAAUUUUGACAAACUCAUGAGUUUACACGAGGAAGAUGAUCCAGGUGGCAACGAGGCUACCGAUGGCGAAAGAGAAAUUCAUUUCUGCGAGAUACCCGACCCACCCGAUAUAAACGAUAGCGAGGAUCAAAUGGAAUUUGUACCUACGGACUUUUUAGAACAAGAACAAGACAUAGUCGAAGAAACAGAUACAGCCUCGAACAAAGAUUGCAAAGAAGAAGAAUCUAGGGAGGAUUAUAGUUCUGUUGAACUCGAGAUCGGUGAAGGAGACGGAGUCGAAUGUUCAAAAGAAAAGAAGCCGGUUUAGUGAGAUGUUCUGAAUUCAGUAUUUGGUUUGUUUGACGGAAAUGGAGUAAGAUCGUCGUUUCGGAUUUUUAACAAAUUCUUGGAAUUAUCCAGUAUUGCCACGAGACUUUUAUUUUGUUAAUCAAGUAUUGAUUUCAAUGGUUUCCUCUUUUCUUCGAAAUUAAUACAAGAGAGAAUAAUGUAUAUAUACAUAUAUCUAUAUAUUAUUUUUGUGAUAGUGUUUUAUGAAAUCUAUCGUCGCAUUAAAUCAUUAUGCAAUAUAUGCAAUUUUAACUUUAUUUGUGUUUAAUCAGACGGAACGCAACAUGAAGUUAUACAUAUAUCGAGAUUUUACCGUUUGUUCUCAGAGUAAUAUGACAAAUAUUUCAUCGACAUUGUAAAUAGAACGUAAACGAUAAAAAGUAAAACUAUUUUUAUCACUUACCGUAUGAAUCGUAGCGGCUACGUAUACCUUUCGAGUAUUUUCUUCAAGUUCACUGUUCGAAACUGAUAUUUCUAUACAAACAACUAUGCCAGAAAGUAUGAGAGAGAUAUUUAAGUGAAUAUUAUUAAUUAAUUACAUAUAUUUACAAGAGUACCUAUAACUACUUUUCUUGCAUAGUUUUUAGAGAUUCGAAUACGAUAUAUGACUUCUACGUUGUCAAACAAUUUUAAUUUAUUUGUUGAACAAAACUUUUAUAUUAUACUUUUUUAAAUCGUAGAUCGAUUUCAUUAGUCAAGUAGAAAUUGAUCGAUUAUUUUAAAUUCGAAUGAUAUUUGAAUCUAAUGAAAAUCACUUUGAAUCAUUAAUGAAAAUUCGGAGAUUACCUAUUCCUAUUUUAAUCACAAAUAUGCUAACAGCAUAAAAAGGAUAUAGCUUCUUGAAAAGAAAGUUGUACCUGUUAAUUUUCAUGGUCGUUUGCAGUAUAAUAUGAUAAACAGUACAACGGGUUAAUAUUUUUUGUUAUUUAUGUUGUAUGAAAUCUGUUUAUUUUGAUAAUAUCCUUUUAAAUAUGUACGUAGGCAUUGUAUGGAAUAAGAUGUCUGAAUUUACUAAUACAUUAAUGAAAAUCAAAUACAUUCAUGCGUUAAUCGUAAAAAUUCAUUAUUAUUAAAUAAAAUUGCAAAAUUAAUAAAGUGAUAACUCGAUA
Molecule: messenger RNA, 3563 nt
Organism: Bombus huntii
Lineage: Eukaryota; Metazoa; Arthropoda; Insecta; Hymenoptera; Apidae
Product: protein tramtrack, beta isoform-like
Exons: 7
Coding region: 890-2434 (514 amino acids)
Biological process (GO): regulation of transcription by RNA polymerase II
Cellular component (GO): nucleus
Molecular function (GO): DNA binding; protein binding
Source: RefSeq, a predicted model, not a curated record